UUUGUAGACGCUGGCGAAAGACUAAAACAGGACUCGGUUUCAAUUUCUGAAGGGCACGUUGCAAUAACAUCGAAAAAUGGAAGGCCUCGAGGAGCCUCGAGGACUGAUUUACAACCGAUCAUCAUGGACUGCGCGACUACUUAUUGCCUGAAACUUAUCCUGAAACUGAAAGCUGCUGACCAGUGGAGCAUUCGACAUCCCCUACGCACUCGGUCGCUCAUCGAUAUCUUGAUCAAGACUUGAUCAACUAUCCAUCCAUCUUUCAACGAUGUCUGAUAUUGAUGAAUCGUUUAUACCUUCCCCGCCCUCCGACUUCUAUGAAACGGAGCCAGACGAAGCUCCUCCCCUGCCAGUGAGAGUGCGUCCGACAUUGCGGCAUGAGCCAGAUGCCCAAAUACCACUCCGCGCAGUGCGUUAUUCAUCUCGCAAAAAGCGUUGGGCACAGACUUCCAACUGCGCCAGAGGCGUCAGGGAGCCCCUACCAUCUGUCUUCCGCCUCGUGACAUGGAACAUCGACUUCACGGCUCCUGAUAAGAAGAAGCGGCUUCUUACUGCCCUCUCCUACAUCCAACAACACGUUCUUGACUGCAGGACCGUCAGUGAACGGCCUGAACCAUGCUGCAUCCUGUUGCAGGAGGUACACGAGUCAGUUUUCACGCAGAUCCUCAAUGCCGAAUGGGUACGACGGUGUUUCAUAGUUGUUCCCACUAGCGUGGACAAGUGGCCAGACCAAGCAAAGUACGGAAAUGUCACGCUAGUCUCCCGCACAAUUCCCGUGGUCAAUGUCUCGACCAUCGAAUUCAGCAAUUCUAAUAUGGAACGCAAUGCUCUAUUCGUUGAUAUUAAACUGAGCGUCCCGGCUCACGAAGACGAACCUCAUCUAUCAGGAGGCAUCGUUACGCUACGCGUUGCAAACACGCAUCUUGAAUCAAUGCCACAAGGAACCGAGGCACGCCCCAGGCAAUUGCAACUUAUCGCAGCUGCAUUGCGUGGGAGGGGAAUCUUCGGGGGAAUUGUAGCAGGGGAUAUGAAUGCUAUCAGUCCCACUGACGAGACGAUUGUGGAGGCAGCCGGGCUGUAUGACGCCUGGGAAGGUGAUGAUAACGAUGAUGAAGGCUUUACCUGGGGAUACCAGCCUCGGGGACGAUUACCGCCCGGAAGGUUAGACAAGGUGCUCACCACCGGACAAGAGGGCUUCAUUGUGGAUGAGCCAGAGAGGAUAGGGAUUGGUGAAGCGAUUGGGAGGGAUAAAUGGGUGAGCGACCACUAUGGGCUGGUAACACGCGUGCACGUCGUGCGUGAAGAUUGAGGAGAUAACGAAAGAUCGGAGCUGGUGAGAAUUGACGGGGUGCAAUGAAAACACUAACGUACAGUGCGGACGUAGUAGCACCCAGUAUCUGAUGUAUUUUUACGCUAUCAACGGUAUCCCGAACAACGAUUCAACGAACGUCGAGUGUUGAACAAAAAUUCGAAACUGAUUCUAGCCAUGCAGAGAGACUCGAGACAGAAAUUUGGUUGAAGCUUAUAUAUGCAUGGCUAUGGCAAGGAGCACUUAGUACAUAG
This is a messenger RNA of Suillus subalutaceus, 1563 nucleotides long. Its product is annotated as Endonuclease/exonuclease/phosphatase. The record is from RefSeq and is a predicted model, not a curated record. Gene Ontology annotation, biological process: double-strand break repair. Gene Ontology annotation, cellular component: PML body; cytoplasm. Gene Ontology annotation, molecular function: single-stranded DNA binding; 5'-tyrosyl-DNA phosphodiesterase activity. The coding region runs from base 269 to 1309 and encodes 346 amino acids. The transcript has a single exon. NCBI's taxonomy places the organism in Eukaryota, Fungi, Basidiomycota, Agaricomycetes, Boletales, Suillaceae.